GCUGCUGCAAUAAUAUAACGUAGUAAGCUAAAAUAAGUAAAAUUAUUCAGACAAUAUCUGUUUCAUUAUCAGCCAGCUGGGGAAAGUAACCCAUCCGGGCGAUGUUAUUACUAUGUAACCAUUCACGUGUAAUCACCUAUUCACGUGUUACAUAAACUUUACAGGUGCUUUGUUUGCUUCAGCAGUCGGCUAAUUUUUUAGCAAUGAUUUACAUUUCUGUCUUAUAAAACCUCUGUAGAGACUGAAAUAGAGAUGAAAAGAAAUAUAGUUGUGUUUUUCCUUUGGAUUUUUACGGUUUACUACGUGGAAUGUGACAGCAACUCGCAAAGAAAGACAAAACGAGAAGAAAUAAAGGACGAAAAAGAACCACAUCCAUACACCAUUUCUUUCUUUACAUUUCCUAAGGGUGCUGCAAACGAGCUUUUAAAACCAAAACGGGAAUCAAAACGGGAUAAUCCGGAUUUAUCAUUUCAUAAAAAAAUAAAGCAAUUGGUAUCGAAAAAGGAGACUAAAUCGAAAGUCAACGAAAAACCGAAAGUAAUCAAAGAAUCCUCUAUAAAGAAGGAGGAAACAAAGCAGGAGAAAAACAACAAAAAAUAUCAUCAAACAAAAGAAAGGCCGAUUAACAAACUAAAGAAGGAAAAACAAAACUAUCAACAUCUGGAACCAUGGAGUCCAAUUCAUAAAAAGGCUCAAAACAAUAAACAACAUGCCGCUGAGCAACAGACCGAAUCUUACCAAGAAGGAAGCAUUAAACACCCAUUACACACCAUGUACCCUAAAUGCCAUCAUUGUCCCAGCAACUCCUCUUACGAAGAUUGUGUGAGUAAAUCCACGCUGAAGAAAUGUAACAUCGGUCUAAACAAUAUUUGUUUUACAAAAAGUUUUCAAAGUAAUUCCCGUGGUAUUAUUUACGAAAUGGGUUGUUCAAAUCAUAGAAAGUGUCAAAAGGCAAAAGCAACACCGUGCAAAGGAACAAUGAAAAAUUGCUUCGUUUGCUGUCAGUUUGACGGAUGCAACGCGCUGGAGCAUCACUACUACGAGUCGAAACAGAAUGAUGACGAUAGUCUUGGAUAUUCAUCUUUUAAUAAAGCAACACCUCAAAAGUGGAGUUCUCUGAUAAUUAUUGGCCUGUCAUUUGCUGCCUUCAUGCUGACGUAAUAUAGAUUACAGUGUCGCUAUGUAAUCAUUAAGCAGGUUAAUUAACUAUAGUCAGACUGAGAGUUACACAGAUUUCGGCAAAAAAACCUGCGAGAAACAACGUUUGAAGCAUAAGAAAACAAAUUGAUUACCAUAAGAGUUUAGUGGAUAUUAAGAUGAUAAAUUAUAAUACGAAAUAUUGAAAACAUACAGACUGGUGAUGGAUGUAAUAUUUUGUCAUGCAGACAUGCAACGUACGCUUACCAAUUGACAAGUCUAAAUCAGUUUUAAGCCAAUAAAUGAAGUUGCGUGGUAAUAUUGCUGUGGCAAUAUUAUAGUGAGCGUCGCUCUCUACGCCUUUUAUCAUUGUGCCGGAAAACAGUUUUGAAAUUGUGAACAAGUAGCUAUAUGCAUCAAAAUAAGAUGAGCAAGGCCAGUCAGUGAAAGCGAUUUUCAGCGUUGUUCGGACUAUUUUCAUCAAAACAAAAUGUAAAAUCAUAUGAUUAUUACAAAAAAACCCGGCAUGCAUGUCUAAAAUCUGGAGCUCACUAUAUAUAAGGAAGUGAAGAAAAGUAUAAUACUAAAAUUGGAGAUUAAUCAUCUCGAACAUCCGUUUUAUAAGCAGGUACCAGUAAGGGGGCAAAUAAUAGAAAGCUAAAAAUUAUUGUGCAUAUAUAUCGAUAUGCUAAAGGUUUCUCUAACUGUGAAAUUGAUAAAAUCCUGGAUUCAAUGCAGGAUAUAUUACUUUAUUUACUUUUAUUCGGAAUGAAUUAUGCCCAAGUCUACGGAACGCACCCAAGCAAGGGCAAGGAACACGAAUACUGGCAGGGUGUAAACGAGAAUGAUAAAGAUCUGCGCAUUCAAGGCCGGUAUCAUCAGAACGGUGUAGAAAAUCUGAAACGAUUAUUUUACAAUGUGUACUCAAAUUCGUAUGACAAACAUACGGAUGAUUUUUACCAGAAAACUGAGAUGGACAACAAGAAGAAUGUUAAUAAUGAUAAACGAGGUAAACCGGUAUGUCGACAUUGCAAAAGAGGAAAGAUAACAAAGUUACUUGAUGAAUGGAUAUUAUUCAUUUUUAUUCUGCAUUGUUUAUGUGCAGGAGCAUUACUUGAUCACUGGACUCAGUACUGGAAUAUUCAUACUUAGCACUUUAAACUGUUCCUACAUAGCUAUACAGAUCGAUAAGAAGAAUUGGUUACUCGCACAAU
Dendronephthya gigantea is the source of this 2351-nucleotide messenger RNA. RefSeq lists its product as uncharacterized. The record is from RefSeq and is a predicted model, not a curated record. The transcript is spliced from 5 exons. The coding region runs from base 253 to 1161 and encodes 302 amino acids. Lineage: Eukaryota; Metazoa; Cnidaria; Anthozoa; Malacalcyonacea; Nephtheidae.